CGGGGAUCUCCUUUUCUUCUUUUUCAUCCCGUCUUUCCCUCCUUUGGGGUUUUUUUUUCUUUCGACUAAAAGACGGAACCGUCCCAAAAAGUCGCCACGACCAACUACCAGACCCUAUUACGUCUACAGAGUCAGACAAGGCAAAAAAACAUUGCUAGCCAACUUGCCCUCGUGCUCGCCACACCUGGCUCUUGGUCUCUUUUCCAUUCAAACCAUUACAUACUUGAUACUCUCACUCUUUUAGUAAUCACGCUUGCUCCCAACGAUCUUCCCGAGGCCACUUGAGUUUGCCCGAGAAAUUCACUUAGCUUGCUCUGCGCAAUCGGACUGGGCCAGUUGCGCAGAGUACCUAGACAAGCAGACACAGUAACGGGGCGAAUCUGGGAGUUUUUUUUUCUUUUUUUCUUGAGAUCCUACAGCCAUUCGCAGGACACGCGAGCACUUGCCCCCUUUUGUAGCCAUGGCCAUGGAGGGUGUCAAAGAUGGAAAGCGGCGAUUUGCCCCCAUACCGAUAGAGACGACGUUCGAGCAGAUUAGAAGACCUGGUCCAGUCGGCGAGCUGACGCCAGAUCCCUCACCCGAGCCCUCUCCGAGAUCUCCGCAACAUACCGUUACCUUUGAGACCUCGACACCAAAUGAGUUCCGUAAAGAGAGGAGGCGCUUUGCGCCCCAGCUUAUUGACUCGUCUCGACGAUCAAGAAGGAUUGGAGACAUGGGCCCGGCGACGAGACCUACCGACAAGACCGACAUCGUACCCCACCAACACCACAUAUACUCGGUGCACCGCAGCAAAAAGCGGCACCACAGGAUUACGGACUUGUCCAGGAGGGAAUCAUGCGACGAAGAGACGGCCGAGCACAUGUUUGGCCUGGCCAAGAAGGAGAUUGAAAAGCGGCUGCAGGAGAUAGCGCUCUCGGCGUUUCCCAACAGCAGCGCCAGGAUAGGAGGAGCUGAGCAUUUCGUCGUCGACGAGGGCUCUGAGGACGAGAACGAGCUGGAUCCCCGCGGCCGGCCGCAGUUGAGGCUCUUGGGUACCGACCGUCCCAAACGGGACUCGACCGACGAGGAUAUGAACUGGCACGUUAAGGAGGCUCAGAACGCAGCCAAUCGCCGGGCACGGACUCGGGUUGACACUAAGGAUCUCGAUCUGAUGGAGCUGGAUAGCCCGCCGCCUGACACCAUGUUCCUGACUUCUAGUCGCAAGCAGACACCUAGCCCGGGCCCGUCACCCUUCAUCAGGGGACCUAUCGGCGAGAGUCACAUGCCCCUCGUUAGCCACAGCCCACUGAAACCCAUUGGAGAGACAUCAGCCCCUUCGCAAUCGCCGCCCCCUAUCCAGCCCAUCGGGGAGUUCCAGAUGCCUUAUAUCCCCUCGGCCCCACCGGGCAGGGCAGGCGACAUGCCAUUCAUUCCCGCAGAGACGGGCUUCCUACGUCAUGGUGGUGGUCGUCCAUUUGGGGCAGGCUAUAGAAGAGAUAUGCCAUCAUCUGAGAGGAACCUUGAGCAGCUGCGCCAGCGCAGCCCGCCGAUGCUGGGCAAGGAUAUCACCUUUCGCAUGUGUCCCUCGCCCAAGCGCACCAAGAUGGAACCUGAUCAUCUUUGGGCCAGGAUUCCCGAAGCUUCCAACAGGGACCCCUCGGGAACCAAGGGUCUGUGGCGCGGAUACUGCUACACUUCGGAGGCGGAGUCGGGAACGGCCCUCGCCUCGGUGGCACGUCCCGCCAUGCUACAGACCCCAAGCGUAGCCAGCUCGGCAGGCACCGACCCGUUCUCGGCUGCUUUUGGCACCUUUGAAACCAUUUCUACCGUGCUGAGCGAGGAGCCCACCCCCAUCGCCUCUCCAAGGGGCACCCAGUCAGCCGGCCCUGCGUCGCUGAAGCUUCCCAAGCCGGCCGCCACGGUACCGCCCGCUUCUAGUAACAUGAACAGGCGGAGUGCCGAGGCCAAGGGCAUCCACAUGCUGGCCGGGCUCGAGGAGAGGCUCCGAAAGGAAAAGGCAGCCGCCGACCUGACUGAGCAGAUCCAGGCCGAGUUUACAGACCACUUUGUCACACAGGUAUACAACUACCUCAGCCUGGGGUAUCCCGCCAUGGCGCGUAUGUACGACGAGGAGCUGUCCAAGAUCUCCAGGAUCGACCUGUAUGAGCUGCGACGUCAUGACUCGGAGCUCAUGGACUUCAUGGUUGACAUUGCCAGUGGGGGUGACGGCAAGAAGAAGGGCGCCAAGGGCUACAUUCGAUUGACCGAGGAUGAUGAUACCAAGGAGCAGGAUAGAUGUCCACGGUGGAAGGCCCUGAAGCUGUACAUUCACGAGUGGGCGCGUCAACAUCCCGACUUGGAUAGUAUUAGUCCGCUGGCCUGGGGUGUGAGGGAGAGAAGGGGUAGCUGGGGCAUCUGAGCGUUUUUUUUGGGAGUUGGGAUCAUCGAUAUACAUAUAUGGCGUUUAUUAAUGGUGUCUAAAAUCGACAGGUGUUUCGUUCCUUUACAUGGCUUUAGGAGUUUUCUUUGAGACGAGCAUUCUGGAUGGCGAUUCGGAAGUUGGCGUAUGCAGCAUAGAUUACAGUAUAUCAUGAUUGUUAUUGAUCUGCACGAUAUUGACACCUGUCUGCUGCGUGACAUGUCUGGCUCACGACCUUACGGGCUCAAAUGGGUGAAUGUUA
This is a messenger RNA of Pyricularia oryzae 70-15, 2660 nucleotides long. RefSeq lists its product as uncharacterized. The record is from RefSeq and is a predicted model, not a curated record. Lineage: Eukaryota; Fungi; Ascomycota; Sordariomycetes; Magnaporthales; Pyriculariaceae. Bases 461 to 2398 code for a protein of 645 amino acids. The transcript has a single exon.